Molecule: messenger RNA, 3633 nt
Organism: Rhincodon typus (whale shark)
Lineage: Eukaryota; Metazoa; Chordata; Chondrichthyes; Orectolobiformes; Rhincodontidae
Gene: grk1a
Product: G protein-coupled receptor kinase 1 a
Exons: 7
Coding region: 1-1698 (565 amino acids)
Biological process (GO): protein phosphorylation; regulation of opsin-mediated signaling pathway; visual perception
Cellular component (GO): cytoplasm
Molecular function (GO): rhodopsin kinase activity; ATP binding
Source: RefSeq, a predicted model, not a curated record
AUGGAUUUGGGGAGCCUGCAGACAGUGGUGGCCAACUCUGCCUAUAUCUCGGCUCGGGGCAGUUUCGAUGGAUCCGCCAACCUGCAGAUGACCAGGGAUAAGAAAUAUCGAGCCAAGCUGAAGCUCCCUCACAUCACCCAGAGCGAAACGCUGAAGGAGCAGAUUGACUUGGCCUUCGAUAGCAUCUGUGUCAAGCAGCCCAUCGGGAAGAAGCUAUUCCAGCAAUACUUAGACUCAGUGGCAGAGUACAAACCGGCCAAUGAACUCUGGAAGGCUAUUGAAGUGUACGACACAGCAGAAGAUGAAGACCGUCUCGAGAAAGCUCGAAACAUUAUCAGCAAGUUCUUGGAGUCCGGGGCUGAGCUCUUCUGCGGUUACUUGGAAGAAAAGAGCAUCUUGAGAGUGAAGGAAGACUGUGAGAAUGUCAGGGAGGACCUCUUCAGGGAGUGCAAAGAGUCGACCAUGAAAUUCUUAAAGGAGGACAGUCCUUUCGAGCAUUACAAAGAGAGCAUGUAUUUCAUGAGGUUCUUGCAGUGGAAGUGGCUGGAGGCUCAACCCAUUGGGGAGGACUGGUUCCUGGAGUUUCGGGUCUUGGGGAAGGGAGGGUUUGGUGAGGUGUCUGCUUGUCAGAUGAAAGCCACAGGGAAAUUGUACGCUUGUAAAAAGCUGAACAAGAAGAGACUGAAGAAGAGAAAUGGAAACCAGGGAGCGAUGGUGGAGAAAAGGAUUCUUGCCAGGGUGCACACUCGAUUCAUCGUCUCGCUGGCUUACGCCUUUCAAACUAAAGCGGAGCUGUGUCUGGUCAUGACCAUCAUGAAUGGCGGUGAUUUGAGAUAUCACAUUUACAAUGUUGAUGAGAACAAUCCAGGUUUUAGUGAGGAAAGAGCCUGUUUCUACACAGCUCAGAUUGUGUGUGGCAUGGAACAUCUUCACCAAUCCAGGAUCAUCUACCGGGACCUGAAACCAGAGAAUGUGCUACUCGACAAUGAGGGUCAUGUGAGAAUCUCUGAUCUAGGACUCGCUUUGGAAUUGGAUGAUGAUCAAACUAAGAUCAAAGGCUAUGCUGGAACUCCAGGUUUUAUGGCACCAGAGUUGCUUAAAGGUUUGGAAUAUGAUUAUUCUGUCGACUAUUUCACACUGGGAGUCACAUUGUAUGAGAUGAUCGCAGCCAAGGGUCCAUUCCGGUAUCGAGGGGAACAAGUUGAGAACAAAGAGGUGAAACGGCGGAUUUUGAAUGACCCAGUGACUUACUGCAACAAGUUUAGUGAACCAAGCAAGUUGUUCUGUGAGGCUUUGCUGGAGAAAGAUCCUGAAAAGCGCCUUGGAUUCAAGAAUGAAUGUUGUGAUGAAAUAAAGGCCCAUGCCUUCUUCAAGAGUAUCAACUGGAGAAAACUUGAAGCUGGUAUACUUCCACCUCCUUUUACCCCAGACUCUAAAACAGUGUAUGCAAAGGACAUUCAAGAUGUUGGCGCUUUCUCAACUGUGAAAGGAAUUACCAUUGAAGAUGCAGACAGAGAGUUUUUUGAUGAAUUUGCAACUGGCAACAUCCCUAUCCCAUGGCAAGAGGAGAUGAUUGAGACUGGUGUGUUUGAUGAGCUCAACGUGUGGGGGGUUAGUGGUGGAUUACCAAAUGAUUUAAGGAGAGGAUCAAUUCUGGAAAUGCCUCCCUCCAAAUCAGGAGUCUGUUCUAUUUCUUAAACAAGGAAAUAAAUUGUUGCAGGCUCCAUAUUUUAAGGAGUAGCAUGGAUAAGGUGUAAGAUGAAGCAUACCGUUGAAAACCCAACAUCUGUAAGUACUGUAGUGAGCCUCAAACACUGCUUGGGACAUUGAGAGACUGUCAGAUCCUAGCAUUAGGCCAAGCUAACUACAGGACAUCUGGGCCAAUCACGAAUUGCUGGGAAAUAAAAAUCACAAGCUACUAUCACAGCAAUUAUGACGGUUGCGAAUUCCCUCAUCUGGUAAUCCCUCUGUCUAUUGGUCAUUUCCUGUUUUUUCACAUCUGCAGUUUAUCCCCUUUAUCCCAGCCUAAUUCCACCACCUCAGCUGUGAUUUUAGAAGGGGAUCCGUCAUCAGCGACAACCUCCUUUUCCCAGUUGGAGGGAUGGCAGAUUCAGAGUUUGACUCCAGCCCAGCCCAGGUUGUUAGGACCAACUGAGACAGUCUUGACACUGAUUAAGCCCACUUCUCACUUUGAGGGGACCACUCUGAAAUGUACUCUCUUGGAAAAAAAACAAUGAUCCUUCCUCUUCAAUAACAAUCCCAACUUGAAUCCUCUGUCACCCGCUCCAUUUCCUCUAAUUGGGGCUACCGCCAGUUACUGAAAGCUUUAUUCAACCAUUAAUGGUGCAACUCCUAACUCCACUGCAUGUCCCUCUCUCAACCUGAAAAUUGGUGUACUCCUUUACGGGAGUUCCCAACAUGGUUAGCAGAUGGCAAAAGCCAUACUGAAGUUGCGCAGUAAUAGGGUCUGCCAACAUUAUGCCAUUCCAGAAUUCCCUAUGUGGAUGAAGGACCUAGGAGCCUUUAGGUCUCUACCUGCUUUACAAAAUAUUCAGAUCAUUCCCAAGAAUGUGACAAUGGGAUUGCACCAGAAGGCCUGAUGGGGGUGGUUGUCAGCCUGUUUUAAUAGGGAAUAGCUGAUAAAGAUAAUGGCGUAGUGCCAGUAUUACUGGACGAGCAAUCCACAGGUCUAGGCUAACGGGACAAGGUUCAGAACCUACCAUGCUAGCUCAUGAAAUUUAAAUUCAUUCAAUCAAUCAAUCAUCAGUUGUCAUAAAAACCCAGAACAAAACCAGAAGUUUCUGGAAAAGCUCAGCAGGUCUAGCAGCAUCUAUGAAGAAAAAAACAUCAGAGGUAACUUUUCUGGUCCGGUGACCCUUCCUCAGAACAGUACUGAGGAAGGGUCACCAGACCCAAAAUAUUAACUGAGUUUUCUUCUUCACAGAUGCUGCCAGACCUGCUGAGCUUUUCCAGAAACUUCUGGUUUUGUUCCUGAUUUACAGCAUCUGCAGUUCUUUCGGCUGUCAUAAAAACCUAUUUGGUUCACUAAUUUUCUUCAGGGGAAGGAAAUAUGCCAUCCUUCCCUGGUCUGGCUGACGUGCGACUCCAGUGCCACAGUGAUAUGGUUGACUCCUAAGCACACUCUGAAAUAGGUCUCUGAACAAGUCUCUCAGUUCCAGGACAAUUAGGGAUGGGCAACAAAUGUUGGCCUUGCCAGUGAUGUGCACAUCCCAUGUGAGAAUAAAUUUAAAAACAAAAACUUAGAUUAUCAUCCAAGCAUUUCAAAAACAGAAAAGCUUUGCAGGUAAAUAGCCUACUAAAAUUUCAAUAGACAGUUUAAAAUAUCAGCUUCAACUGGAAGGACGUUUAAUCAAUAGCCUCAAUUUGGAUUUAAAGUGGAUAAAUUUUUAAAUUAGGAGUCAAGGAAGAUUUUGUUUUUAUACACACACACACACACAUUGUUUCACUUUAAGAACUGCUUAGGCAGAGAUUGUUCCUAAACCCACUGGCAGCAGUCUUGCAAGGUGAAUAAUUAAACAGAUCGAUGACAUUCCUCAUUUGUAUCCUGUAAAUUUACAGGUUUGGGGAUUGAAUUCUGGGUAGAGAAACAACCCUGCUGUCAUUAUCUCCCAC